This is a messenger RNA of Ochotona princeps (American pika), 1116 nucleotides long. It is a transcript of the gene CCER2, whose product is annotated as coiled-coil glutamate rich protein 2. Lineage: Eukaryota; Metazoa; Chordata; Mammalia; Lagomorpha; Ochotonidae. The record is from RefSeq and is a predicted model, not a curated record. The transcript is spliced from 5 exons. The coding region runs from base 41 to 841 and encodes 266 amino acids.
GGGUUAUAAGGGCGCUGGUACCUCGGCCCUCACACCUGGGAUGCAGGCCCCGCCACCUCGCGCCAUGUCGCGCCGCAGGCCGCCCUCCACGCUGCUGGUACUGCUGCUGCUGCUGGCGACCACCUCGGCUGCUCCCGUGGCUCUGAGAACCGGCCCUUCCAAGCAGGAGCUGACCCGCUGUCUGGCAGAGGUGGUCACCGACAUCCUGACGCUGGGCCAGGCCCCGAGAAGCCCCUGCACGUCUCUGCUCCAAGAGAGCUCGGUCUUCCUGAAUGAGAAGUGCCACGUGGAGCCCUCCACCUGCCUGUUUUCCCCGUGGAGCCUGCUGCCUGGGGACUUCCGCCAGGCACAGCCGAGGGCUGAGCAGCAGGAGAGGGACCAGGAGGAGGCCUCGGACAGGCCCCAGCCCUCGGAGAACUUGGAGCGGCUCCACCAUAGGAUCUCUCCGGAGGCUGUGGACAGGCCCCAGCUCUCAGAGAGCCUGGAGCAGCUCCACCGCCAGCUCCUCCAGGAGGAGGAGGAGCUGCAGAAGCAAGAGCUUGUGGAGAGCCUGCAGCACCUGUCGAAGCUGCAUCCCGAGGAUGAAGGGGACACCCAGAAGCGGGAGGCCGAGGCGGAGGAAAAGGGCGUGCAUGUGGCCGGUGGAGGCCACAGCCUGUGGCAGGGGCCCGAGAGGACUGACGACCCCUACCCCCACCAUCACCAUCAGCAACAGCAUCUGCCACUCGGGGCUGAGGCUGCUGAGAGGGAGGAGCAGGAUACCGAGCGGCUGAUCCACGUGUCAGAGGAGCUGAGGAAGGCGUCUGAGGCGCUGGGGCGGGAGCUCAGGAGGGACGGCUGACACCCCCGGCCCCCCCUUCUCCUCCUCCCUGCACUUCUCAUGGCUCAGGACUGCUCCCCUGCCAGGCCCACCCCCCACCUCACCUGGCACCUGACUCCUCCACCUGCCUGCCAGGCAGCGGUAGAGAGAAAGGUGCCCUGGAACCAAGCUCGGGGGUGUGAGACCCCAGUCUGAGCUGGGGAGGGAGACUGGGCUCAGACCUGACUUAGGAAAUGCCCCCCACACCUGUCCACCCCCUGCCGGCCCUUCUGAGCAAAUAAAGCAGAGAAAACCAA